AUGCCUGCCGCUUCCGUUGCCUCCACCCCGGUGGCCUCCAGCAAGGAGACCGCUCAGUCGGUCGCUGUCCUCGAGGACCUCUUCAAGAACCUCAACGUGACCACCACCGCCGACGAGGCCAACGCCGCCGCCGGCAACCUGGCCACUCUCUUCAGUGGUCCCAUCCCCGAGCAGACCCUCCCCGUCAAGGCCGUCGAGCUCUUCAAGAAGCAGCUCGGUAACAAGAAGGAUGCUCUCGCCCGUGAGCGUGCCUGCCAGGGUAUCCGCGCCAUCGCCUCUCACCAGACCAUCGCUCCUGGUGUCGAGCCUCACCUGGUUUCCCUGCUUGGUCCCGUCCUCGCUGCCGUCGGUGACAAGAUGGUCCCCGUCAAGGAGGCUGCCCAGUCCGCUGCCGCUGCCAUCGUGCAGGCCGUCAACCCCAACGCCGUCAAGGCCGUUGUCCCCAUCGUCCUCGAGUCUCUCCAGAACGCCCAGAAGUGGCCCGAGAAGAAGGCCGCUCUCGACUGCAUCGACACUCUCGUUGAGUCCGCCCCCGCUCAGCUCUCCUUCCAGGUCCCCAGCCUGAUCCCCGUCAUCUCCGAGGCCAUGUGGGAUACCAAGUCCGAGAUCAAGAAGGCCGCCUACUCCACCAUGGAGAAGACCUGUGCCCUGAUUGCCAACAAGGAUAUUGAGCGUUUCAUUCCUGAGCUCAUCAAGUGUAUCGCCAAGCCCGAGAACGUCCCCGAGACCGUUCACCUGCUCGGUGCCACCACUUUCGUUUCCGACGUCACUGGCCCUACCCUGGCCAUCAUGGUUCCCCUGCUGGACCGUGGUCUGGUUGAGCGUGAGACUGCCAUCAAGCGUAAGUCCGCUGUCAUUGUCGACAACAUGUGUAAGCUGGUCGAGGACCCCCAGAUCGUCGCUCCCUUCUUGCCCAAGAUGUUGCCCGCUCUGAACAAGAACCACGACACCCUGGCCGACCCCGAGGCCCGUGAGAAGACCAAGCAGGCCCUGGACACCCUCACCCGUGUCGGUGAGAUCAAGGACGGCAAAAUCCCCGAGAUCUCCACUGCUGGUGACAUCUCCACCGUCUCCGCUAUCCUCAAGGAGAUCCUCGAGGCCAAGCACAAGUCCACCAUCAAGUCCCACGAGGCCGUCAUCGACUACGUUGCCGCCAUCGCCGGUCAGCUCGUUGACGAGAAGGACAGCGACGCCACCACCUGGACACAGAACGCUCUCCCCUACAUCAUCGCCAUCGUUGGUGAGGAGUCCGAUGCCAAGCCCAUCGCUGAGGCCCUCCGCAAGAAGGCCUCCCCUGAGGCUGCUGCCAACGACGAUAUCCCCUCUGACGAGGAGGAGGGUGUUGACCUGUGCAACUGCACUUUCUCCCUGGCCUAUGGUGCCAAGAUCUUGCUUAACCAGACCCACCUGCGUCUGAAGCGUGGCCAGCGUUACGGUCUGCUCGGUCCCAACGGUUCCGGCAAGACCACCCUCAUGCGCGCCAUCAACAACGAGCAGCUUGAGGGUUUCCCCAAGAAGGAUGAGGUCAAGACCGUCUACGUCGAGCACGACCUGGACGCUGCCGAUACCGAGCUGACUGUCAUUGGCUGGACCUGCAAGAAGCUGCAGGAGGUCGGUCUCGACCUGGGUGAGGACAACGUCCGCAAGGAGCUGGUCGGCGAGUUCGGCUUCCAGCCCGAGCAGCUGGAUGGCCCCAUCACUGCCCUGUCUGGUGGUUGGAAGAUGAAGCUCGCUCUGUGCCGUGCUGUCUUCGAGAAGCCCGAUAUCCUGCUUCUGGACGAGCCCACUAACCACUUGGACGUCAAGAACGUCGAGUGGCUCGAGAACUACCUCAAGAACUCUCCUUGCACCUCCAUCAUGGUGUCCCACGACUCCCGCUUCCUGGACCACGUUAUCCAGCACGUUAUCCACUACGAGCGCUUCAAGCUCAAGCGUUACCGUGGUACCCUCUCCGACUUCGUCAAGCGCGUUCCCUCCGCUCGCUCCUACUAUGAGCUGGGCGCCUCCGACAUGGAGUUCAAGUUCCCCGAGCCUGGUUUCCUUGAGGGUGUCAAGACCAAGUCCAAGGCCAUUAUCCGUGUCAACAACAUGAUGUUCCAGUACCCCGGUACCCCCAAGCCCCAGAUUUCCGACAUCAACUUCCAGGUUUCCCUGGGCUCCCGUAUUGCCGUCAUCGGUCCUAACGGUGCCGGAAAGUCUACUCUGGUCAACGUCCUGACCGGUGAGCUGAUCCCCACCGCUGGUGAUGUCUACCAGCACGAGAACAUCCGUAUCGCCUACAUUAAGCAGCACGCUUUCGCUCACAUCGAUAACCACCUGAACUCCACUCCCUCCGAGUACAUCCAGUGGCGUUUCCAGACCGGUGAGGACCGUGAAACCAUGGACCGUGCCAACAAGAUCGUCACCGAGGACGAUGAGAAGGCCAUGGACAAGAUCUACAAGGUCGAGGGUACCCUGCGUCGUGUCGUCGGUAUCCACUCUCGCCGCAAGUUCAAGAACACCUACGAGUACGAGAUCUCUUGGGCUCUGGGUGACAACGUCGGCAUGAAGUCCGAGAAGUGGACUCCCAUGAUGUCCAACGACAACACCUGGUUGCCUCGUUCUGAGAUCAUCAUGUCCCACUCCAAGCAGGUCGCCGAGGUUGACCAGAAGGAGGCCCUCGCCUCCGGUCAGUUCCGCCCUCUGGUCCGUAAGGAGAUUGAGCAGCACUGCGCCAACUUCGGCCUGGAUGCCGAGCUGGUUUCCCACUCCCGCAUGCGCGGUCUGUCCGGUGGUCAGCGUGUCAAGGUCGUCCUCGCCGCCUGCUCGUGGCAGCGUCCCCACGUCAUCGUCCUGGAUGAGCCUACCAACUACCUGGACCGUGACUCCCUUGGUGCUCUGUCCAAGGCCCUCAAGAGCUUCGAGGGUGGUGUUAUCAUCAUCACUCACUCGCGUGAGUUCACUGAGAACCUCACCGAGGAAGUCUGGGCCGUUAACAACGGUCUCAUGACCCCCUCCGGCCACAACUGGGUCCAGGGUCAGGGCUCCGGUCCCCGUCUCGACCAGAAGGGUGAUGACGAGGAGGACAAGUUCGACGCGAUGGGUAACAAGAUCGUCGUCGAGAAGAAGAAGAAGCUUACCGGCUCUGAGCUGCGUAAGAAGAAGAAGGAGCGUGCUGCCCGCCGCAAGCGCGGUGAGGAGGUCUUCUCCGAUGAGGAUGACAUCUAA
Penicillium argentinense is the source of this 3207-nucleotide messenger RNA. Its product is annotated as putative translation elongation factor eEF-3. Lineage: Eukaryota; Fungi; Ascomycota; Eurotiomycetes; Eurotiales; Aspergillaceae. The record is from RefSeq and is a predicted model, not a curated record. The coding region runs from base 1 to 3207 and encodes 1068 amino acids. The transcript is spliced from 2 exons. Gene Ontology annotation, molecular function: ATP hydrolysis activity; translation elongation factor activity; ATP binding.